Drosophila grimshawi is the source of this 2860-nucleotide messenger RNA. It is a transcript of the gene Sardh, whose product is annotated as sarcosine dehydrogenase, mitochondrial. Gene Ontology annotation, molecular function: protein binding; sarcosine dehydrogenase activity. The record is from RefSeq and is a predicted model, not a curated record. Gene Ontology annotation, cellular component: cytoplasm; mitochondrion; mitochondrial matrix. Lineage: Eukaryota; Metazoa; Arthropoda; Insecta; Diptera; Drosophilidae. Bases 26 to 2707 code for a protein of 893 amino acids. The transcript has 3 exons.
UCACUUGGAAUUCGAAGCGAUCGGAAUGUGGCGCACUGGAAUCGUACAACAGGCGGCUCGUCAGGAUUUGAGGCGUGUUUUUGGCCGCAAUAAAAGCCACACCGCAGGUUCAGCGCCCAUCCUUCCCAAGUCCGCUGAUGUGGUUGUGAUUGGUGGCGGGUCAGCUGGUUGCCACACGCUCUACCAUCUGGCCAAGCGGGGCGUGAAUGCAGUGCUCCUGGAGCGAGCUCAACUUACAGCGGGCACCACAUGGCAUACGGCAGGUCUGCUCUGGCGUCUGCGUCCCAGCGAUGUGGAUAUUCAGCUGUUGGCCAAUUCGCGGAAUAUGCUGAAACAGCUGGAGGCAGAGACGGGCUUGGAUCCGGGCUGGAUACAGAACGGUGGCAUCUUCAUAGCGCAUAAUGAGACACGUCUGGAUGAGUAUCGUCGAUUGGCAACGGUUGGCGCUGCACUGGGCAUUGAGAACGAGAUAUUAACGCCGGAGGAGACACAGAAACUCUUUCCGCUGCUCGAUCCAAAGGCAUUCGUUGGAGCACUCUACUCACCUGGUGAUGGCGUCAUGGAUCCAGCUAUGCUUUGCACAGCUUUAAAGCGCGCGGCAACCCACAAUGGCGCUCAGGUUGUAGAGAACUGCGAUGUCCAGGAGAUUCUCGUCGAGGAGGGUACGCGUGGUGCUAAAAAGGUUGUGGGCGUGUCAACGCCUUUCGGUAAUAUACUCACCGACACGGUGGUGAAUGCAACGGGUGUGUGGGGUCGUGAUCUGGUGGCAAGACAUGGCACCCAUCUGCCCCUGUUGCCCAUGAAGCAUGCGUAUAUUGUCUCCGAAUCGAUACCGGGUGUCCGUGGUCUGCCCAACAUAAGGGAUCACGAUUAUUCCACUUAUUUCCGGAUACAGGGUGAUGCUAUCUGCAUGGGUGGCUAUGAGCCGAAUCCCAUACUGCUCGAUUCGGUGGCAAAGGACUUUCAUUUUGGUUUGUAUGAGCUGGAUUGGUCGGUGUUCGAGACGCAUGUGGCGGGUGCCCAGAAAUUGUGUCCCGCUUAUGCCAAGUACGGUGUGAAGAGCACCGUGUGUGGCCCGGAGUCCUUUACGCCGGACCACAAACCGCUCAUGGGUCCAGAUCCGAUGGUGCAGGGUCUAAUGCACAAUUGUGGCUUCAACUCGGCGGGCAUGAUGUUCGGUGGCGGAUGUGGUGAACAAACAGCGCUGUGGAUCAUUAAUGGGCAGCCGGAUUUGCCCAUGUUCAGUUUUGAUCUGCGAAGAUUCACUCAGGAACAGGGUCGAUCCAUCAAGUGGAUACAGGAGAAGUCGCACGAGAGCUACGUGAAGAACUAUAGCAUGGUGUUCAAGUACGAUCAACCGUUGGCCGGACGAGAUUUCCAAAAGGAUCCCCUGCACGAACAGAUGCUGCAGGCGAACGCCUUUAUGGAGGAGAAACAGGGCUGGGAGCGACCCGGUUUCUUCCUCGGCUCGAGCGUAGACUCUGCUGGAGUGUUACCCUACGACUGGUAUGGCAGCUAUGAAAAUCAACGGCACAAGGACAGCAACUACGAACGCAUCCUGGAGGGUGAUCUUAAAUACAGCACUUUCUCCGAACAUCAUGAUCUGAUUGGUGCCGAGGCCCUGGCCUGUCGCAACAAUGCCGUUGUCUUCAACAUGAGCUAUUUCGCCAAGCUGCUGCUCACAGGUCCUCAGGCCAAGCAAGCUGCCAACUGGCUCUUCUCGGCCAACACAAAUCGUGAUCCCACCAAAACUGUCUACACUUGUGCCUUGAAUGAUGCUGGUGGCGUUGAGGCGGACGUGACAAUCAGUCGCUUGGCAUCUGGUUCCGGUCAGGUGCACGAUCCCAAGUUCGAGGGUCAGGGCUACUAUAUUGUGGCUGGAGGUGCCUCGGCCUAUUACACAUACAGCCUGCUCCUCAGCGAGAUACGGCGCAAGGGCUUUAAUGUCAAUUUAACAGAUGUCACUGCUGAUCUGGGCGUCAUAUCCAUUCAGGGACCCAAUAGCCGAAAUAUUUUGCAACCGCUCCUCGACUGUGAACUCUCCGAUGAGUAUGUGGCGCCCAAUAGCACCCGAUUGGCCAGUUGCAAUGGGGUUGGAGUCCGACUGCUGCGUGUCAGCUUUGUCGGUGAACUGGGCUAUGAACUGCAUGUGCCCAAGGAGCAUUGUGCUACUGUCUACAAAGCUCUGAUGGCUGCUGGUGCGGCACAGGAUCUGCGAAAUGCUGGCUACCGGGCACUGUAUGCGCUCAGUAGCGAGAAGGGCUAUCAUUUGUGGAGCUUCGAUCUGAGAUCGGAUGAUACUCCCUUUGAGGCUGGACUCGGCUUCACGUGCCGCAAGACGGGCGACUAUCGCGGACGUGCCGCUGUGGAUCACCAGCGUACGCACGGCAUCAAGAAGCGCAUGGUAUACCUCACUCUGCAGGAGCAGAUGCCCAUUUGGGGCCUCGAGGGUGUCUAUCGCAAUGGUGAGCCUGUGGGCGUGCUGCGACGAGCCGAAUACGCUUACACUCUAGGCAAAUCUCUCGGUCAGGCGUAUAUCUCGCGGCCCGAUGGCCAAAACGUCGAUGUGGGCUAUCUGAAGGCAGGUGACUAUGAAGUGGCUAUUCUGGGCAAACGCUACAAGGCCGAUUGCCAUUUGCGCAGCCCCUUCGAUCCCACGGGUCAAAGGGCACUCGGAAAUUACGAGUCCAUCAAUAUAAAUAAAUAAUAAUUGAACUAAAAUGCUUUAUGCUAAAACAAUGAAGUUUUACUAUCGAUUUUGGGGAACACUUUCUGAACUUAAGAUAACAUUUUCUGAGAUCUGAUUGAAUGUGAAAGUGUAGAAGUGACAAUAUAUCAAUAUAUAUAUGUAUAUAAAUGA